AUGAGAUGUCGGCGUCCAAGGACCGUCGCCGCUGGAGAGAUCCUGGUUUUGCCUCUCUUCAAUGCUGAAGACCUGCUGGUGGUGUAUCCCUUGGCAAGUUCGCCGGAGGAGCUCGUGGUGCUUUACGUGAAGACAUGUCCGGGGGCCUUCAGCGCCACUUCCAAAAAGAUUCUGACGGGCGGGGCAUUGGAGAACAACCCACAGGAGAUGGGUGUCUUGGUGCAGGUGCCCUGUCAGACUGCUAGGCAGAUUCAAAAGGAGGACUUCCUCGUGAAGGAGAAGGUGCAAUGGCCGAGCCACUUGGCAGCCACAGCAUAUUCACCCCAGGGCAAGAGCGGCUGUGCGAAAGACAGGGAUGUGGACUUUUUCAGCACUUUCGUGCUACCCAACUUCCUCGGAGCAGAUUACCCAGUCGAGUCGGAGUGGAAGAUGGUCGAGCAUAGUCUUCGAAGCUAUGCGCCGGUCAGGUUCGGUUUGCAAGUGCUGAUCACGCAUGUGCUUCGGCUGCCCAAGUCCGUGUACAAGCGCCUCAUCAUUCUGGGCAGCCUUUUUGCAGUCCGUCAUGUUGUGGGCUAUUACAGUGACCCAUGCGGCAGCGUGGCUCGUCUUCCACACACAGCACUCAGCACCAUGGUGCAGUUUUUGAACCCUUCGGAGGCCAGAAGACUGGCAGCCGUCAGCCGCCUAGAAAGUUACAAAGCCUUUGGCGUAGUCCGCGCAUUAGCUCGAGUUGCGGCGGGCAGCCCCAAGCAUCUGCGACAUUUGGAGGAUUUGUACUGCCGCAAAUCUUUGCUUGACGGCCAGCAGCGAGUGGCCCGCAAGCUUGCCAAGCUCGCGGCAGGCUUUGGCGAUGACGUUCAGCUGUUCGCUUCCUUGGUCAGUGCUGAGCUCUCGCAGCAUCAGGACGAGCUGCAGACCAGUGGAGCUUUAGCACGUCUCCGUUCAUUGCGUGCGGACAGCGCCAACUUGCACGCAGCGCUGAUGAUGGGAAUGCAAGAGGCAUCUGGGGAGUUUUGCAUGCCGGAGGCUUGGCAUUCUUUUCUGAGAAGCGCACGUUCUCUGCUUGACGGGGAAUCUGCGGGGACGUGCCCGAAUCGCGAGUUAGGUCGAGCAAAGCUCGGAACCCAGUUGCUCCAGGGUGGGCCUUCGAGGGAUCACUUUGACUCGCUAGUGAAGUGGAUGUCCAUGGCUGAUCAUGCUGAUGGGCUUCGAGCUGCACUGCAUUUUGAGGAGGCAGUGCUAGAAUUGGCUUUGUCCGGCAGUUCACUUCAAGAUUGGCAGACCUCGAGGCUCGCAGCUGAGGGGAACUUGGCUACAGAUGUGUGCCACAAGUUGUUCAACAUGCUUGAGGUGUAUUGCGCUCUUUGUGCACAACAGGGCCAUCCCCGUACUGCCUUGCGGCAUUCCCGCAUGGUCCUGGUGGUUUGGACCCUGGCUUGCCUGCAGGAUUCGCUCCUCCGCAAUCGCGGGGAGAACUGCCUGAGGCGGCUGCUGAAGGAUUUUGCUCCUCCUCUUGCCAUCCAUCCCUUGGAGCACUUACUCCUGCGCGAGAUUCGAUGGCUGAAGCUUCUAAGCUCUGUUGAGGUGUAUCUGAUGGGCCUGAGCCACAUGCCUCAUCGACUGCUCGUGUGUGGCGCUGAUGGUGUCAAGGACCUCCUCUCCUUGGCAGAUGCAGCAGUGCGCCACCUUCCUUCUCUCAAGGACGCCUGGGCGUCUGAAGUCCUUGCAGCGCAGGAGCUGGAAGAGCGCCGUGCCCAAAAGCAGAUGGACCUGAAGCGUUGGGUCCAAUCCCUGGAGAUGGAAAUCGAGCAGGAUGUCAAGCGACAGAGAGUCUCCAGCCAGGAAAGGCCCAGCUCGCAAAGCGCAACAUGCCCACGGAACCGGUUUCUGGUGGAGAAGGCUGCCAAGCGCCGCCGAGUCUGCGACACGGAGUUGUCUUGGAAGAGCGCCAAGUCGGGCCUGACCCACUGCCAGGCACAAGCUUCGUCUGAUCGUCAGCUCGAGCUCCAGUCGGUUCGCCGACCUCUCGCGUCCGUUGUUCAAGCGCUGCCCCAGCUAGCUGAGCAUGAGCUCGAGGCGAAGGCCGUUGUGCUGUGUGCACAUCUGCCGAAGGAAUUGGCGGAGCUCGGUGCCUCCUUCAGCCUUGCUAGGCACUUCUUCGACUUCGAGGCAGGCUGGCCGGCAGAAGCUCGAAGCAGGCCAGCAUUUUCGUGGCUGGGACACUUCCGCGAGUUCUCCAGAUGUUGCGGGGAUGCAGUUGGAGGGCGAGAGCACUUCGAGCUUUUCGGGACUACACCCCAGACCUACAGAGACGGCGAACAGCUGAAGAGCUACCUCAUGCCUGUGAAGGAGAACCUGGGCAUUUAUUACCCGACUGAGGAGCUGAAGGGGUUGCAUUUGCUGUGGCGGUGGCAAGGUGUCCUGUUGAACCCCUUUGUGCAAGAGUGGCCGCAGAAGCGCGACCCUCCUGACCCCAUGUACUGUGUGGAGCUUCCAGAGGAGUUUGUGGAUGAGCAGUGGAUGCUUGCCUUGCCACCAGAGAACGAAGUGCUGGCCCAGAUGCCCUUGCCCCCCAAGGGCUUCACCAAGGCUCAGUUCAGGUCCUUGGGCUUCAUCGCCAGCCAACCGGAGCUCCACUUGCGCAGGCUCCUGCCUUCCAUCCACAAAGCGGAGCUGCCCCUUCAGGAUCCUAGAGUUCUGGCCUUGUGCCAGCAAGUCCUCUUCCGCGCCGGGCCUCGGAACGAGGAGGAGCCCGCCUGCCUUCUUGGCCGAUGCUGCAAGGCGGACCUUGAGGAGGUGGCCGCCUGGCCCAGCGCAGAAGGCCUGUGCGAGCAGGUGAGGGCGCUGGAGUUGCAACGAGGGCCUCUCGAUGCGCUGGUAUGCCUGAUGGCGUGUUGCGGGUAUUUGGCACAGUUCAACUGCUCACGUCCCCAGCUUGACAACCGGGACCGAGCUCAGGAAGCUUUUCGCCAGUGCCAGCAGCUACUUCUGUCUUGGAUGCAGGAUGCGGUCCUUGUGCAGUCCUUCUGCUAUGUGCCUCCUGGGGAUCUCACGCAGGAGGCUGCCACGGAGUUGCUGCGCGCGCGCAUUGGCCUAGAAUGCUAUCUGGCCGUCAGCAACUCUGUGCUGCCACCAUUGGACGCAGCAGCAGUAGAGGAAGUGUGCUCGGUUCACGAGCGCCAGCUCGCAGCUCCCGUAGUCUUGGACGCCAUCCUGCACGAGCAUUUGCCCGCCCAACAACGCAAAGGUGAGUGGUGCACGUCGGCGGGCUUUGACUUGGACCCCUGGUGCAAGGCUGAAACUGCAGAAGGGAUUGUCAGUGUCGAGCCCAUACGGGGUCACCUGCUCUUCAAUGGGGUUCCGGUGGAUCAUCUACCGAAGGAGAUUCGAGGCCAUGCCACCUUUCGUUCGGUGAUUGGUGCUGUUGACUGUCGUGGGUGGCUUCAGACUCAGGUCUUUGAAACAGCGCCACUGAAGUCACAUGACGGCAGAACCUUCAGGUUGGGUCUACUUCCUGAUGAUCCGGACGUCUUGCUUGUGCAAGAAUCCCGUGGUGAGAAUCUCCUGGUGCCUCCGAAAUGCCUUCCCCGAAACCUUCGGCCGGCCUUGAAAAGGGAAUGCAGCCAUUGGGCGAACCAGAAACGGACCAUGAUAGAAUUCAGACCGACUUCUUCGGCUUCCCCUUCGAAUGCCAGCAAGAGGUACUGUCUUCGAAAAGAAGAUGAUGCUUGGCGGUUGCGCUGCUUCUACCAGGAUACCGAGUUUCGUGUUCUGCCCGCUUCUGAGCCCUGCCUUCAGCAGCUCAGGGCCGUCUUCCGCAGAGUUGAAGAUGACGACUGGGUCGAAUACCUAGCUGAUGCCAAUGACCUGUUGACGGAGGUGCAUUUCCUGCGCCUGGAUCUCAAGUUCAAGGUGUCCCGCGAUCUGAGCUUGGACUCCAUGGACUUCCCUGGAUACCGCCUCGCCCCAGAGCAGGUCUUGGACAUGAUCCACGGCUUCGAGGCCUUCCUUCUCCUGGAGAAGAAGAACUUCCAUGUUGCAGCAUCAAGAGCCCCAGGGUUGGUCCUGUUGCCCGAUGGCUCUGUCACCCCCGGUUUCGAAGAGGACUCCGGCGACUCUUUGGAUUGCUGCGGGCUCACUUUCUCAAGGACGGAGUCGAGGAGGAAGUUCGGGAGCUUCGAGAUCCAUUGGGAGGACGGCCGCGUGCACGUCCAGACGACCGCUGUCCGCCUGCAGCUUGCAUCUCUGCUUUGGGCCUGCGGCACCCCUUUGCCGGAGAAGCUCUGGGGACACCCGGCGCGCGUCGAGGCCAUGAAGUUGCUGCGGGGAUGCUGGCAGAACCAGCCGUACGACGAGGCAUGGCUCGCCAAGCUGGCGGAAGGCAGCAACUCACUGGAGCUGAAGUUGAUCCUGGCAGAACUCGAAGUGGGCGCUCAUUCCUUAAUGCCAGGGCCCGAGGGCGACUGCGAAGGGGGGACGUUGUUGAAGCUGAAGAUUGGCUGCCGAGACUCUUGUUUGAUGAUGUCGCAUGCAGUCACCAUCACGGCUGGAAACUGGAAAGGUCACUUGAUGGAGAUGUCGGCUCAUCUUCCAGCUGUGGCCAUGCGUGCCUCAUCUGCUGAAGGGUUCAAACCCACGAAGAACGAUCGUGCAAACUUCUGGCGCGCAUCCGAUGUGCUACGCGGACUGGGCGAGGACACCGUGCCCAGGGCGGUAUCGCAGCUAGGCGAGGCUCCUGCAGUGCAGAUCACCGCAUCAACCAACGCUCAGAGUGCCCUCUUCCUCGCAGAAAUUGCCACAAUCUCUCCGAAAGUCUUUCCGGAGCCAUCAGCUGUGCAGAAAGGUCUGGGCCCGUUAGCCAACGGUGAGGCGGUGGAAGUCCCAGCCUUCCUUUGGCUUCAACGCCCCGGAGGCGGAGGCCCUGCGGGCACAGGCUGGCAUCAAGACCUGCCGGACCCGCGUUGCUGGGCUCGCCUCUGGCACAUCGCCAAACAUGCGGGGGGAAUUUCCGGGGAGGAGCUUCGAUGGCGCCUUGGCUACGCCAGCUCUCGGGCCGGGCGCGGGCAGAAGGACCUUGAGUGGCAUGCAGCGGUCGCGUGUGCGAUCUCCCUCUUUCCAGAUGACUUCCCUUCGCCACCCAGCUGGGUGCACUGUGCCAUGAGGCACCAGGCAGGUCUGACCGAUGUUCGAGAGGUUAAGGCUUACCUGACAUCAUCUCGGGUUGUGAAGAGAUCCGACGCUGAUUGCAAGGAUGUCGCGAGGCCGAGCUCGGAAGAAUGUCUGAAAUGGCGAGAUCUGAGAAAACACCAGCUGGAAGAGGAGGCAAGAUUUGCCCAGGAGGCUGACCGCCUUGCAGACCUGGACCGGGCAUACAUUUGCGAGGAUCGGCAGCUCCAUGAGGAUUGCAGGAAGAAUGCGAAGCAACUGCAGAGCACACGUGAGCAGCUGGCGACGAUCCAGCAGGAGGAGGAGGAGGAGGCCAUGCAGAGGGAGGGGGCUUCAUGGGCAAUCCUUCGCGAUUUAGGCAUCUCCUCGAAGAAGGGGCGGCUUCAGCGUAGUUUGGAGCGUCUGGAGGUCACAGAACAUGAAUUGAAAGCCAAGCAGCGAGAUCUGCAGGAGAAAAGGGCGCAUCACCUUCAGGACAGCACGAGACUACAAAACGACCGGGAGAAACUUGCUGAAAAAAUCAGCAGCAUGGAGACAGCUCGGCGCAACCGAUUGCAGAGCUGGGCCCGCCAACACCUGGCCGAAGAGCAGCACUCUGAGAAGAGUCUCCACAACCUCGGGGCAGCGGCCUGCCUCCUCGCCGAAGGGUAUGACCAGGAGCACCCGAACAAUGUUUGUACCCUUUCCACGGACUGCAGUGCCUACGAAAAAGACAUCCGGCAGGGGGAGCGCAAAGCCCACGAGGCUGGCAGGAAGCGCCUGCACGUGAUUGGUCGUCGACCGCCUCCGAAAGCUGUGGACAUCCCAUCGCGACUCCGUGGCGCUCUGCAGCGUUUGAGCCAGUGGUGGCUCACGUACGAUGGGGAGCUUUGGGAACAGUAUCAGAAAGCUGAGGAGAACGAAGUGUGGAGGCUCCUUCAAGAGCUGAGCCCCUAUCGGCCCGCUACUUGCACGGAAGCGCAAUGCGUGCAGCAGGCCUGGAAUGCGGUGCUGGCAGAGGUCCAGCCCUGGAUCGAGAGUGGCGAAGCUGACUCCUUGACCGACUCCACCGCUUCCUUCUGCUUGGAAGACCUGCCUUCUCAUCUCCCUUCCGUGCGAGACCUUCGAGGGACCAUGGAGUUGCUGAGGUUGAGGAAGGAGGCGCAGGCCACAGUGCUGCGAAAGCUGGAGAUGGUUCGCCUCCUCUGGUUGCGGCAGCGCUUGGCCGCCCGGUACGUGGAGGCUUACGAGAGAGCCUAUCCCAAAUGCAGAGCGCUCAAAGAAUGGGACUUCUCUGGCAAGCUGAGGGACCCGAGCCUGAGGAGUCUCAGAUCGUUGAAUCCAGUUGAGAUGCCAGAGCUUGACGUACCAGACGCACGGCAACUCAGAGAUCAGAUUUCCAGGAAGCUUCGCGUCCUUCUGCAGGAGGCUAUAGGUCCAAACGCCCUUGCGCAGACUGAGCCUCUCAAGCUCGAGCUGCCCCGGGGAUCCCCUGGCUCACUCCUGGAGACUUGGUAA
Messenger RNA from Symbiodinium natans, 6663 nucleotides. NCBI's taxonomy places the organism in Eukaryota, Dinophyceae, Suessiales, Symbiodiniaceae. The record is from the annotation of a GenBank genome assembly.